AUGUCCUUCGGCAAACUCUACUACUACCCGAAAGCGCCCCGCGCAACGAUGUGCCUCUACAUCGCGGAGCUGAACAAUCUCGACGUCGAACUUGCCGAAGCUUGGCCUAUAAAAGUUGACGCGAGCAAAGGCGGAGUAGGUGCUGAAUAUCUAUCAAAGUUCCCGACAGGAAAGGUUCCGGCACUAGAACGGCCAGAUGGGUAUACCUUAUAUGAAUGUAUUCCUGUUUCGAUUUAUCUCGCGAAACAAAACCCCAAUACCUCCCUCCUCGGCUCAACCCUCGAACAAGAAGCAACCAUAAUCCAAUGGUCUUCUUUCGCAAGCACCGAGCUCCUCCCGCCCAUCAUGGCGUGGAUUAACCCCGUAAUCGGAAAAGCACCGUCAUCGCCAGACAUCCUAGCCAAUGCUGAGAAAGUUAGCGAACCUAUGCUAGCGGUCGUUGAGAGAGCGAUUGGCGGUGGACGGAAAUAUCUCGUCGGCGAUGUGCUCACGCUGGCGGAUUUAUUUAUCGUAACAGCAUUGGCGAGAGGGUACCAGUUCGUGUUUGAUAAGGCGUGGACGGAGAAGCAUCCGGCACUGCACGAGUAUUACUGGGCGAUUAAGUCGGAUGCGAUCUGGACGAAGGUCGAUGGAAAGCCUUACGUCUUGGAUAAAGUGGGAGGAAAGCCGUUGGAGUAG
Aspergillus steynii IBT 23096 is the source of this 678-nucleotide messenger RNA. Its product is annotated as elongation factor 1-gamma. The transcript is spliced from 3 exons. Gene Ontology annotation, biological process: translational elongation. Bases 1 to 678 code for a protein of 225 amino acids. NCBI's taxonomy places the organism in Eukaryota, Fungi, Ascomycota, Eurotiomycetes, Eurotiales, Aspergillaceae. Gene Ontology annotation, cellular component: cytoplasm; nucleus. The record is from RefSeq and is a predicted model, not a curated record.